Messenger RNA from Suillus subaureus, 1752 nucleotides. RefSeq lists its product as uncharacterized. The record is from RefSeq and is a predicted model, not a curated record. Lineage: Eukaryota; Fungi; Basidiomycota; Agaricomycetes; Boletales; Suillaceae. The transcript has 13 exons. Bases 1 to 1752 code for a protein of 583 amino acids.
AUGGCCAUGACCAACAGCACAUCAAAUUCACCCUGCAGCCUCAUUGAUUCUGCCAUGCUCACAGAUUCACAAUCUUUUUCUAUUUCUUGGAUUCUUGUCGAUGUAGCCGUGUCAACAGAGGACACCCUACCCACUGAAGUCUCUGGAGGCUCCUGCCUCAGUGAAGAAUGGAAGAACCUUGAUGGGAUACCUUGUAUUAUGGGUGGGAUGAGGGCACUUACUGCAUCACUUGGUGGGAUGCUCCAUGGGCGCACAAGUGCUGACUUCCCUUGGAAAACUCUCCCAAAGGAACUAGCUCGCCUCGGGUAUGUCCUCACCAAUUACCCUGAUGAUACCUUGAUACCUGGUGAGCUGCGCCCCUCUCUCUCUCGCACCAAAGGCAUCCAUGAUCUGAGCCACCACCAUUGUGUCAAUCUCGUCAACCACCUCAAGGCAGGCACCCUCACCAUUCGAGCAGUGAAGAGCGAUGCUGCUUGUACACAUCUCACUAUCUCAAAGGACCCUGUUAUAAUCGGAGAAGCCCCCUCAGCUUGCUCUUUGCACUCCAUGGGCGGCGUGCAUUUGCUGAUGGUCGAAUCGACAGAAAGGGUCUUCCUCAUCUUAGUUUACCUUCUUCUUUACCUUCUUCUCAUCGUCACACCCAAGUUAUUGUGGAAAUCACAUGACCACCUCCUCGUCAAGCUUCUCGAGCAGUUCCAAAACCAUCUGCUGUGCAUAUCAGGGAGACCAUCCAGUUCUGAGGACAAUGACAUGACUGGCAGUGCAAAUGAUGAGGAUGAGUCAGAGUUGCAAUCUAGUGACAUCAUGAAGCCAUUUGAUACCAAGCCCCCUUUGGAGCCUCUGGAGCCUCCAGAGUAUGAGGUGUUGUGCCCUCCUUUUUUUUACCCACCUUUUGGAUCUGCAAUUCCAGGCAUGAAGCUUAAUCUAUUGGACUACUAUUCUGACCCUACCAAUGACCAGGCAUCCUCGCCUCCCACGUACCUUCCUGCAUUAUCACCUGCUGCUAUGGAUUCCAAAUACAUGCAGGGAGGAUAUGCACAGGAACAGUUCGGAGGUGGUCAAUACAAGGAUCCACCAACAGAACUCACUCCAUCAAGACUACAGAGCAAAAUCAAGCCCACAUCACACAACGUUGUUGCAGGCCCAAGCUCUCAGGGAGUGUCAGCAAACUCUUUGCCACCUCAAGGAGCUGUUCCAAUGACACAUAUCAUCCCACCAACUCCCCUCAAGCCUUUCGAGCUUUUGGCUCCGCCUUCUGCUGAGACAAACUCUGCACUCAAAGAAGGGUGCGCUGCUUUGGAUGCCACUGUCAAUGAUACUGCAAAGAAUACGAAUAUGCUGUCCUACCAGGUAAUCAACCUGUGGAUGAAGAGUCAAGGUCAAGUGAUCAAUAGCACCAACUACUGGAAUCUUUACACAGGGUACUUCAAGGACUGGAUGCACCAGGAACUUGUAAGGCUUGGUGAUGGCACUCCUCCUCAGGAUGGUUCAAUGACACCAAGCACUGGUGUUCACUGUCAGUGCUAUGAGCUCUUCAAGAAAAGCUACCCAGACACUUAUCAGGACAUCCUUGAUACCUACAGAGAACUCAACAUGCUGACAGAUAAUCAAACCAUUCUUGAUGGAGCUGCUACUAGGCAAGGGUUCGAGGCCACCAUCAUCAUGUGUGGUAACAUUGUCAAUGAAGAUGCAUCACUAGGCCAUGUUCACACGAUGCCUGACGCUGGCGGUUUUUUCGAAAAGUGCUGCUGA